AGCAAUGGAUUAUUUCCGUCCCUGAGGUAUACAAGGCUAAUGAAAUUGUCUUGACCAGUUAGGGGAGUUGGAUAGUAGUGUGUGUUGAUAAGCCUGUUUUUCUGUGGUUCUUUCGCCUAUGUCUAGUGAUCACACUCCAGUGUUCCAGGGAGAGACGCUGCGCAGUCGCAGAAACAGCACAACACUUGUGAACCGCCACAGUCUGAUCCCUCCCUCUUCGCCUGUUCGUGUUCCCAGCAGCCGGCUCUAUCAGAUCAAACAGGAGGAAGGCGUAGACGUGAUGAACAGGGAGACUGCUCGUGAGAGGGAGGUGCAGGCAGCCAUGCAGAUGAGCCAGUCCUGGGAGGAGAGUCUUAGUCUGAGUGAUAAUGACUUGGACAAGUCUGCGUCUCCAAAGCGGAUUGAUUUUGUUCCUGUGUCCCCAGCUCCGUCUCCCACCAGAGGGAUUGGGAAGCAAUGUUUCUCGCCGUCUCUGCAGAUCUUCGUGAGCAGUAACGGGCUUCCUCCCAGCCCUGUCCCCAGUCCCACCAGACGCUUUGCAACACGAAGGAGUCAAAGUCCCAUUAACUGUAUCCGACCGAGUGCCCUUGGACCCCUCAAAAGAAAAGGUGAAAUGGAAACGGAGAGCCAGCCGAAGAGACUGUUCCAGGGGACGACCACCAUGCUGACUCCUGACAUGUCGCACCUGCCCGACCUCGGCUCCUGUCUAUCUUCGCGGUUCCUGGAUGGCAGUCUGCGCAGACUGGGCUCCUCCUCGGACUCCCCCGCCAAGAUGGACUCCUCUUCGGACUCCCCUGCGGAGAUGGGCUCCUCGUCGCAGUGCCCCUACCCCUGCUCUUCAUUCAGCCCUGUGCUUGACCGGUCUCCCAAGUGACCUUCUGCUGAACCAAACGCCUGCUGGGCUUAGUUACUUUGAGUUUUUGUUCUUUUACUUUAAGGAUUGUUUACAGUUUAAUGCAGAACAGUUCAGCAGCUUUUUGUGUGUGUGUUUGUGAGGUGCACUGACCUGCAGUUCAGCGUUAGCGAUGAAGAGAUCAAUGGACAGGAGGUGCUGGUCAAGCUGUAGUCACAAUGGCAUCUGUUUAAUUUUCAGAAGGGUAAGCAAGUUAGGGGGCGUGCUCACGGGGAAAAUUGGCAAACGAAUUGGGUGGUGGUGUGUUUUUUUUCUUCCUCUAAUAGAAAAAAAACUGAUUUUGUGACAUUGCUCUGAGGUGCUUGAUAAGUGACAAGUUUAAACUGGAAAUAGCAAAAUAACCUUUUUUUUUUUUUUUUUUUUUUUUUUUUUUUUUGCUGGGAUGUAAAUAUUGCUGAAGUUGAAUAGCAGUUUGGGCCAUUCCAGGUUUUCAUCUUGCUUUAGUGAAGCUGUAGAGAGGAAACUCUUAGGGUGGCAUUAAACUGCCAGUAAAACCUGGAAUAACUGCGAGUGCUCAACGAAUCAUUUCUUUUUCUCCCAUCCUUGGCUGUACUUGACUUUCGUGUCUCCAGAAGCACUGGCGCUGUGGUGUGAAUGUCCCUGGCAGGGAUUGGACACUAGACGAGGGUUUUUCACACACCUAACCGAGACGUACACACUACUUCACUCUACCCUGUUUCUGCACAAGUGAACUGCAAUCCCAGCUGCAGUAUUUUAAGACCCAUUCGAACGGGUGUUUCAUUGAAUGAAUAAGUAGGCUGCUUGUUAUAGUGAAAGAGAGAAUCGUUUAAUAUAUUUGAUAACGGUUAUAAAGAGGACAGCGUUGAAGUGGAAUUCUUCAUCAGUGGGGGUAAUGCUGCUUUCACUCUGCACUUUAGAGCACUUGAUCAAGGACAAGGGUGUGGAGUCUGUUUAAACGUGGCUGGCGUUUGUAGUGUGCAGAGUACAGAUGUGUGUUUGGGAGUGGAAUCGAGCUCUGCAGUUACUCUUUCAAACCGGGGUAUGCUUUUUAUUUGUGUUUGUUGAAGAGCAGCUUUAAUGUAAACUGGAGAUCCAGCAUCCAGGCUGUGUGACGAUGUGUUCCUGAAGUGGUCUGGUGCUGUGGUCUGCACAUUUAAAAGCUUUGUUCAUAUUGGCAGACGUUUAUUAUAAGUUGCACACCCUGUCAUUCUUUACUUGCAUUAAAAACUGGGAUUGCAGAAAUGAUCGGGCAUAUUAUCGCAGGUCUCCCGUCACUAAAUCCAGCGCUGUUUCCAUCUGACCCCUCGAAGCCUUUCUGAUUACGUGUGUGUUCUCUUUAGCCUGUCGUAGAUCAGCCAGGAUCGCACUAGGAUUAUUAAGAAGCGUUCUACAGUAUCACGCUAAGUUUGUAAUAUGAGAGUCUAUAGGCUAUGCUGCCAGAGUUGUGAACCAUGUGUGGUUUUUUUUGCAUUUAUUUUUUAUGUGUAGAUAUAUAUCUUGAUCUACCUUACCCUGGCCAAGCGCUGCUUCCUCUCCAGUGGCUGUCAUUACACUAGUUUUGAAGUGGUUUUUGCUCUCGUUUUGCAGCAUAAGCACAUUAGUACAGUUUAGAAUUGCGCUUGAGUUUAAUGAAGUUAGAGUCCCUAUUCUACAGUCUCCAUGGAGUUGUAUUGAAGACUCUGUCCAGACUGCACUUCUCAUCUUUAUGUUUGUAGUGAUCUGCGCUCUGUUUGUCAGAUGGAUGAGAGACGGGCUGAACAUUCAUGGGGAGAUUUUUUUAAAAGUAAAAAAGCAGCAAACUGAAAUGUAUUUAUUUUUUUGGGGGGGUGGCAGGCGGUUCAA
This is a messenger RNA of Polyodon spathula (Mississippi paddlefish), 2716 nucleotides long. Its product is annotated as P2R1A-PPP2R2A-interacting phosphatase regulator 1-like. The transcript has 9 exons. Gene Ontology annotation, molecular function: protein serine/threonine phosphatase inhibitor activity. The record is from RefSeq and is a predicted model, not a curated record. Bases 119 to 874 code for a protein of 251 amino acids. NCBI's taxonomy places the organism in Eukaryota, Metazoa, Chordata, Actinopteri, Acipenseriformes, Polyodontidae.